Molecule: messenger RNA, 1055 nt
Organism: Spea bombifrons (plains spadefoot toad)
Lineage: Eukaryota; Metazoa; Chordata; Amphibia; Anura; Pelobatidae
Gene: APOBEC2
Product: apolipoprotein B mRNA editing enzyme catalytic subunit 2
Exons: 2
Coding region: 158-862 (234 amino acids)
Biological process (GO): cytidine to uridine editing
Cellular component (GO): nucleus; cytoplasm
Molecular function (GO): RNA binding; zinc ion binding; cytidine deaminase activity
Source: RefSeq, a predicted model, not a curated record
UAACAGAAACCAACCCGAGGUCCUUUCUUAGCCAUCUGCUUGUCUCUAUCACUCUCCUGCAAGCCUUUCUGCUUCUCUUUCUCUCUCAUUUUUAUAUACCCUUCUUAUCGUUUCCAUCUUUUACGUUUUUUCUCUCAGUCUGUUUUUUAAAACCAUAAUGGCAAACCAGCAAAAUAAAUUUCAGCCUCCCCAGGUGUCACAGGACCCACCCCAGAAUUCAGAAGAAACAGAGGAAGGUGAGGCAGAAAGCAAGAAGAAAGAGCAGGAAGAAUUGCCUCCCUUUGAGAUAGUAGAGGGGAGUCGCAUUCCUGCCUCCUCAUUUAUGUUCCAGUUCAAGAAUGUGGAGUAUAGUUCUGGGCGCAACAAGACAUUAUUAUGCUACACAGUGGAACGUGGUGAGGGACAAGUGUUUCGUGGGUAUCUGGAAGACGAGCAUGUUUCUGCUCAUGCAGAAGAGGCCUUCUUCACCACAGUCCUGCCACAGUUUCUCACAUCAGGCAAGGUUGUUGUCACCUGCUAUGUUUCCUCAAGCCCAUGUGUGUCUUGUGCUGCAAGCAUAGCACAAUGCCUUAAACGGAACAAAACUCUCCAGCUUCGUUUGGUUGUUGCGCGGCUUUUCCAGUGGGAGGAGUCAGAGAUCCGCGGAGCUCUACGUGCUCUCCGUGCAGGAGGUUGCCAACUCAGGAUGAUGAGUGGUGCCGACUACUCACUCGUAUGGAAAAAUUUUGUGGAGCCUGACUUCAACCUGGAUGAAGAGGGAAAAGUUGAAGAAAAGCAGGAUCAAGGCAAUUUUAUUCCCUGGGAGGACUUGGAAGAAAACGCGAAAUAUUAUGAGGAGAAGCUUGCAGAAAUACUGAGAUGAACAGCUGUGCUGGCUAGAAGGCAGUGAAGAGGACGCGAGUGUUGAGUUAUUUUUAGGGCAGCUUGAAUUUUGGUGCUUAAAUCACUCUAAAUAGUUCACGUCAUGCAUUGUCAUAGUUGGAGCCUUCUAAGUCUUGAAACAUACAAACCCUUUAUAUAUUUUGUAGCUACACCGUCAUAACAACAGAGAAAAA